Molecule: messenger RNA, 2327 nt
Organism: Arachis duranensis
Lineage: Eukaryota; Viridiplantae; Streptophyta; Magnoliopsida; Fabales; Fabaceae
Product: splicing factor U2af small subunit B
Exons: 2
Coding region: 115-1080 (321 amino acids)
Biological process (GO): mRNA splicing, via spliceosome
Cellular component (GO): U2AF complex; spliceosomal complex
Molecular function (GO): metal ion binding; pre-mRNA 3'-splice site binding
Source: RefSeq, a predicted model, not a curated record
AGAUGAAAUGAGAAUCUGCUAAAUGAACUAGAACUCGAAGGCUCUAGAAGGUGCAUGCAGCGAUGUCUUCUUAACCGAAGCCAGGGAAGAAAGCAGCAGAAACCCUAGAUCGAAAUGGCGGAGCAUCUGGCAUCGAUAUUCGGGACAGAGAAGGACAGAGUAAACUGCCCCUUCUACUUCAAGAUAGGGGCCUGCAGGCACGGCGACAGGUGCUCCCGUUUGCACACAAAGCCCAGCAUAAGCCCGACGUUGCUGCUCUCCAACAUGUACCAGAGGCCUGACAUGAUUACCCCCGGCGUCGACGCCCAGGGCCAGCCCAUCGACCCCCGCAAGAUCCAGGAGCACUUUGAGGAGUUUUACGAGGAUCUCUUCGACGAGCUCUCCAAGUACGGCGACAUCGAGAGUCUCAAUGUCUGUGAUAACCUCGCCGAUCACAUGGUUGGCAACGUCUACGUUCAGUUUCGCGAGGAAGAGCAUGCCGCUAAUGCCCUCCGCAACCUCACCGGAAGGUUCUAUGCCGGCCGCCCCAUUAUCGUCGAUUUCUCUCCUGUCACCGACUUCCGUGAGGCCACUUGCAGGCAGUAUGAGGAGAACACUUGCAACCGCGGCGGUUACUGCAACUUCAUGCACUUGAAACGAAUCAGCAGGGACUUGAGGCGUCAAUUGUUUGGUAAGAGCCACCGCAGCAGGCACAGCAGAAGCAGAAGCAGAAGCAGGAGCCCUAUUAGGCAUCGGAGCCAUGAGGAGCGGUCCCACCGUAGCCACAGCAGGAAGUAUGAUGAAAGGGAUCACUAUUAUGAGAGCCGUAGCAGGAGACACCGGAGCAACAGCCCUGGACAUAGGAGGGGGAGAAGCCACACUCGAAGCCGAAGUCCUGGAGGAAGGAGGAAGCGCAGUCCAGUUAGAGAUAGUAGUGAAGAGAGGCGUGCUAGAAUUGAGCAAUGGAACAGGGAGAAGGAACAGAAAGAGAAUCCUAGGAAGGUUAAUUCUGAAGAAAAUAAUGGUGGCCACAUUCAGAAUGGUAGUAAUGAACAUCAGCAGCAUGAGCAACAGCCCCAUGACGAAGGAUAUGGAUACUGAACUUUUGAUGCUGUUAUGGUUUGUGUUGUCUCUCUCAAUUCUCUUAUGCAUGUUCUCUUGCCCUAGCAGUAGGAAAAAAAAUUAAUUCGAAACUAGACCACCCACAAAAUAAAUGUAGCUUAUCACCCAUUUUCCACUGUGCAGGUGGUACAGGUGCACUGUUCUGUGAUAUGGAAUGUGUUCUCUUCUCAUCCCCCACCCCUUUUUCAUUUUGUAUACAUGAUGCUUGAUUUGAUUGUAUGUUUGCUUGUUCUAUUUCAUGCUAGGUUUUUCAGGAACUUCUACUAACUCCUUAAUUCAGCACAAUUCUUUUUGAAGUGUUUUUUCUUUUUUUUUUUCUUUUAGUCUCCUAAAAAUAGUAUCAAAGCUGCUUUUUGUUGCACAGGGAGCCCCCUAUUUCUUGUUUACACUGCUUGUAUGUACUCGGUAGCUCUAUAGGUAAUGAUGUGUAAACAUUUCCUGUUUCCCUUGUGUUCCUACAAAUUUUCAUACACUCUGUCCAAGAUUGUCGCAAAUUAUUGGCCCCCUUUUUGUUUCUACCUUUGUCUCAAAUCUCAAUUAUCUCGUUUUGGUUCACUUUGUCCAAUGUGCUUAGAGUUACUUUCCUAAUCCAUAUUCACAAGAAUUAAGCAGACACCCCUCAGUCCCAUCUCCCAACAAACACAAGUUCUUGUUAAGCCUUGGAUCUUGUUAGUGUAAAACGGAAACAUACUUUGUCAUGUUAAAGAUAUAUCCUCUUUAUUUUUUGAAAACCUUUCAUUACAAAACCAGAUUCCUUUCUUUCUUUCAACCUAAAUAUCAUUUUUACAAGGGAUCGGUUAUGAGUUUUACCAUUCAGUUGAUCAUGUAUGCUUGUUAUUAUGGUUGAUUUGCAUGUGUGCAUGAAUUCUUUUAUUUUACAGUCAGGGACUGAUCUCCAUCAUACAUGAAGGGCUAGUGAACGACCAAUUCAAUGGUUCUGUAUGGAUUUUGUAUUCUAUAAAGCUUUAUUUUUCUCUAAAAAGUCACUUUCUUACAUUAUUUACAAGUUUUGCAGGUUCAGGGUAUCCUUCCUUCUAUGAACCGAACCAUUGAUUUAAUGCAAUUUUACCGUGGAAUUGUGUACAGGUUCUUGGAGUGCGCUGCAGGUUCCUGGUUUGGUGAUCCUUUCAACAAGCAAUCUCGGGUGAAGCCGUUACUGGCGUGUUGGUUUCUUGUAAUGGCAGGCUAUUUGAAAUGGCUUUUUAUUUUCCUAGCUUAUUAGGAUA